CAUGUUUCACGGCCAUUUUUUAAGGACACCACUACACUUCAUAAAGCAACACUUAUUAAUCCUUUGGCGCCUUAAUGUCUUCGGUUGCCUGAAAGGAAAAGAAGGUUCAUGUCUUGUAGGCCAUUUAGGUAACGUGCUUGUUAGAAAAUGUUGCGAAAGGUUAGGUCACACGCCCAAGGAUUGCGGCUGCACGAUGCGCUAUCGAACAGCCCACUUACGAUUGUCUACCAGUGCAUCGGAAACGUGAAGGCUGCGCAGCUCGAGGAUGCGCUUAGAGCAGAAGUUCCUGAAUCACAAGAUGGCCUAAAGGCUGUCCCGGUUAGCUUUCGGGUUAAGAAUAGCCUUGCAUCGGCAACCGGGCGAGCCGACGUCGCCGCGUUCCUACAGACUACGAAUGUGCUCGUCGGCUGGGAGCUUAACGCUACAGGAACGCCUAGCACAUCCAUCACAAGUGCCGGGGCUCGGCCUGUAAAGCUGGCUGAAAGCCUGACGGAUUUAGUCGCGGAGUCUACCUCCCAAGCGUCCGCUUCCCAGCAAGGGCCCCGCCGGCAACCGCCUCAGCGCACACUAGCAACCCUCAUCAAAGCCAGCCUGGGCUUAUCCUCAAAAUACCCCAUCGCGCCCUUGGCCGGAUUCUUCCAUGGCCAGCGCAUCGGCCUCUCAGACCUGGCCCGCUGGAGCGAGCUGGACGACAAGACCGUGUACGGCGAGUUGCUGGCUCAGCUGGGCUCGGUGCCGUACCAGCUGGUGGACAGCAUCAGCGUGGGCGAUGCGGGCAUCAGUUCGCUGCUGGACUCUCAGAGCGGUCCGCUGCUGGCGCUGCUCAGCUCGCGCCAGCAGUCCGACCCCGCCGCUGCUGCCGCCGCUGCCCCGGGAGCCCCCGGCAGCGCCUAGUCCGCCGUAAGGGCGUGCAGCAAGGGAGGUUACGCCUGGGAUGUGUGUGUGUGUGUGUGUGUGUGUGUGUUGGGGCCUCAGGGCCCUGUGUGGUUCUCCGCUGGGAUGGAGCGGCGGCUGCGGUGGGCAGCCAGCCAGCCAGUCGCCCAGCCAGCCAGCCAACCGGCGGCCCUCUCAGUGGCUGCUGGGUUGCAGCGGGGCGAGCGCCGUAGCCUGGGCAUGCGGCUGGAAUCGUGUUGCGGAGCGCAUGAGGAGGAGCAGGAGGAGGAGGAGGAGCCCCGGUGCGUCUUCUGGGGGAGAAUGGUGUGGGGGAGCGGUGGGAGCAGGAGCACAGGGGAUGGAGAGGUCGGCGGGGUGGAUGAGGUGGCAUGUGGGGCGCGGUGCCGGUGGGGUUGUAACGUGUUGUGGUGGGGUGGGGUAGUUGGGCUUGUUCUUCAUUGCGGUUGCCGUACAUGGGGGUAAUGAGGAGUCCGACUGACUGUGGUGGUGGCACUUGUGGGUGGCGCAGCAACCACCUCUGUGUGCUGCGAUGUGGGGUGCGGGGUGUGGCGUGCGUGUGGGAGGAGGCGGGGGUGCGGGGGCAUCCACGGUGGGUGCGGGUGUGGAGCCUCAGGAGGCAGGAGGUGAUGACGUGUCAGGAAGCCAUGCGGAAUGACCGAAGGAGCAAAGAGCGACGGGUGUGAAGGUUGCUGCAGCACCUGCCGUAGGGGGGGGAGGACAUACGAGGGCGCCGCAGACGGGGAGGCAGUACGAGUUGACGGAAAGCAGCAGCAGCGUACCAUCAGGUGCGCCAGGGAGGGGGGACCUGGACGCAUGGAGGCCCCUCCAUGGCGGAACCGGUACCCCGAAUAACAGUGCUCGGUUGGUGGGCACGGUCUGCUGUGUUGAGAACACUGGCCGCGAGUGAAGGUGCGUGUUUGCGUGGGUGCGUGUCCUUCAGUGGAUGUCCGCGGCGGGGGCGGGGCUCCGCACGGGCAGGAGACAGGAUUGAGACACUGCUGCGUGUAUUGAUGUGGACUAGCGGACUAGCGGGCUUCUUCUGUGAUACUGGACUUCUUUCGGGCUCGGAGCACCGGCGGGCAUCAUCUGUGUGCGUUAAGAAAGCUGGCCGCGAGUCGGAGCUGUGUGGGUGCAUGCUGCCGGUUUGCUGGAAGGGGGCAGCAGGAAGGAAGCAGGCGAGGGGGAAGCACCGCUGUCUGACUGGGGACUUGAGUGCUUCUUCUGGAGUGCACUUGUGAGCGGUGGUCGGGUAUUAGAUGGAAGGAGUGCUGGAGGUGCCUCCCGAGGUCUGCUUUCCGUGCAUUCCUAUUAGCAUCCUUGGAAAUAGCGAAGGAACGGCGAAGCCGCCGCCUUUACCGGUACGACGAGGUGCUGCGCUACGAGGCCAGCUGCCGACACACUACUGCCUGUUGCUGGCUGCUGGUGUGAGGCGGUGUGCUGGGCUUGCGAUGUGUGCGUGCAAAGCGGGGGGCGCGGGCGGGGGCCGGGGCGUGCUUCAUGCUGCUGCUGCUGCUGGCGGCGUUCUAUCUUGCUGCUGCUGUUCUGCUGCCUCGUGCCUUUUGUAACGGCUCCUGAAGGAUUCGUAAUGAAGCCGGCUUGCAUGUGUCUGUUAAGAAAACUUGCCACUGUGUGUGUGUCUCAAGCGAUACUUCGGUCGCUUGAAAAAGUCGUCCGUCCUAGCCGAGGGUGCUGCUGCUGCUGCCUUCCAAUGAUGUGCGCUACACGGAAAGCAGGUGAUUGCAAAGCCGUUUUCUUCUCCGAAUCCGCUCGGCGAACAAGUACCACCGUAAUUGGCUCCUCUAGCAGAUAGCUAGGAUGGCGUCGCGAGGAAGUGUAGAUUGCAGGCGCGGUAAAAGCACCAAGAGAAGGCGUGCGACAACAGUACGUUAUGAGCGAAAGGAUUUAACGUAUUAACGAAGACCCUUCAGUCUUACAUGCCGUCCAUGUCCCAACCGCUAUCGACAACAGUACAGAAACAGUGAUAGCCGUGCUGGUACAGGUGUCACAUAAAUAUAAAUAAAU
This is a messenger RNA of Astrephomene gubernaculifera, 2916 nucleotides long. The record is from the annotation of a GenBank genome assembly. NCBI's taxonomy places the organism in Eukaryota, Viridiplantae, Chlorophyta, Chlorophyceae, Chlamydomonadales, Astrephomenaceae.